GGGCAAGAAAAGGUGUAUUGAGCAGAGCAAUCAGAAAUAUUCUGUCAGUUGUUUUCAAGAAUAUUUAUAAUUGGAACUUGGAGCCUAUUAUAUAUCAAGCUAAGGACCUAAGGCAAGUUCACUAUCUCUAUCUUUAUUUAAAUUGUUUUAAUUAUUUUAAAUUGUUUGAUUAAAUAAUGUUUUAAAUAUCUUGACUACGUCCUUCGUUCCAUUAUAAGUCUAUUAAAAUCAUUUGAGUUGAACACCUGAGAUUUAAUUAAAUAUUUACCUUUCCUUUCGUUCGGGAAUGGUUAAAGAUUUAUUUCAUAUAGAAGAUGUAUUGUUCACAUCUUCUAGUAAAUAGUGAUUGAUAGAUUAGUAAUGAUUCGUUUCUGAUAGAAGAUGUAUUGUUCACAUCUUCUGAUUUAUGAUGAUUAAUUAAUAAAUCGGAAAAGUUUGUUCGGAGAAUGUUCUUUCUACUCGAAGAAUUCUUGUUCGGCUGGUCAACACGAAUUUAUUAAAUUCGUGGUGGAGAUGAAAAUUUACUAUCUGGUAAGGCAGAUAGUAGGGUUCCAGUGUUAAACCCUGAUGCUAGCAAAGAGAGUGUUGGUGUGUCUUUAGUGGUGACGAUCAGACCACUAGGACUACACAGGAGAACGAUAUUCACGAAAUGGUAUUUGAUCGGACCAUGUAGUGAUAUCGAGAGGUUGGAAGACCAGCAAUUCUUUUAUUUAAAACUUAUUCUGGUAUUUGAUGCUGUGUUGAUUUUUACCUGUUUCUGUGCCUUAAAUGCAUAAAUUGUUUAUUGCUACUAUGUGAGCUUGCUGAGCAUGUAAGUGCUCAUUCUUGCAUCUAUGUUUUAUCAACUAGCAGUAAAAAGCGAGUAUGGCACGAAUCAAGUUAACCGCUCGGAAGCGGGUGCGAGCUCGGAUAAGGGAAAGGCGCAUCACUCCAGUUGAAGCUGCCAGACAACGAAGAAUAGUAGGAACUCGAGCUGUAGUUGUUCUCUUUUGGUUUCAACCAUGUUUAUAUGUAAUCAUAUUAGUAGUUUGGAUGUAAGUUAGGCGAUCGACCCUGGACUUGUGGGGCGAGAGUCGGAUAUUGUAUAAUAUAAAUAUCUAUGCAAGUGUUGUUUUGAUGUCAAAUGCUAGUGAUGAGCCAGAUCUGCGGGAAGCGGAUUUGGGGUCGUCACAGGUUUGGUAUCAGAGCUAUAGUUAUAUCCUUAGGAUUUGGGGAAACCCUAGGAAUAUAACUAGCGAGUACGACACAAAGUUUAAGAUAGGUACCCUUGUUGAACCUAUCCCGUAUGUUAGAGUACAUACGCAAGGGGUUAAUAGACCCUAUGAGUAUAUAUACAUUUUUAGUUACAAGCAAUAGCAAACCGUAUUGACAUUCUUUAUAUGAUUUGUAGAUGUCUGGAUACGAGGCGGAUUCAGAUAGUGAUCCAUCAUCCCAGAUACCACUUAGCGAUGACUCAUCCCUGGAUACUACACUGAUGGGGUUAGAUUCCAGCAUAGAGAGUGAUCCUUCUAUGGACAUGAUGAUCAGUGACAGUGAUUUAGAGGAUUCUAUGGACAUGAUGAUUAGUGAUAGUGAGGACUCUUCAGUUCAGAUUAUCGAGCCACCGGCUCCAGAGAUCAUUGAUCUCGUGUCUGAUGAUACUGGUGACAUUAUGGGGAUGAUAGAUUUUGAGACAGAUAUGCAUCCAGAGGUGACCACUACGCCACUUCCUACCACUCUAGUUGCUCCAGUUACUACUUCUACACCAGUACCAGCCACAGUUGAGGGAGAGCCCACUGUCUUGGAGUUACUUAGUCCGUUUGAGCCUACUCCUUAUCCUCUGACCCAUGAGACACAUACUGUCAUGGAUCAUUAUCACUUUGAUACUAUGGUUUCAGCCCCUGUGGAGGGUCCAGUUAUACCACCACCUAUAUCUACAGUGCCACCACCAGUGAUUUCUACUCCUAUACCACCCAUCUCUGUUCCUGUUCAUGCUCCGAUGACUACAUCUUUUCAGAUUGAUGGUUCUAUCCCAUUACCAGUCCCCACAGCUGUUGGUGAUGAUGUUGCUCCUUAUGGUGACUAUCAGACUAUGUAUCAGCCGUAUGUGCAGACAGGGGGGGCAGCUAUGGGACCAGAUAUGGGUAUUCAGGGACCUCAGGAUCCUCCGCAGCUGGUUACAGGAUUUGUGGCACGAGCGGUUGAGUCGGAGAUUAUGCAGGAUAUUGCAGUGUCUGUAUUUCAGAGCCUUCGCACUAGUAUUCGAGGACUACCUUCUACUAGCCAGGGGUAUGUUGAUGGAGUUACAGUUGCUAGGAUGGUGGAUGGAGCUUACCUGGAGUUUCUACGACGAGUCUCAGGGAUCUUCUACUGAUAGAUAGUUGUAUAUGUACAGACUUACUUUUGGGAGAUAACACACGUAGCUGUGUGUAUCUCAGAUAGACUUUUGAUGCAUAUAGUAGAUAUAGUUUUGUAUAGUAUCGAACUAUAGGAUCGUGCGGAUGCCCUUUUAUUUUGAUGCAGAACCUAUAGUCUCGAUCCUUUGAUACUUCUGGCAGUAGUACUGUAGUUAGGACUCUUUUGUAUACUUUUGGCCAGACUAGAUCCGAUGUAGUAGGGAUUACAUGUUUUUGUUGUAUUUUGCUCUAUCAUGACCUGUACUCCUUAAAACUUCG
This is a messenger RNA of Daucus carota subsp. sativus, 2654 nucleotides long. RefSeq lists its product as uncharacterized. Lineage: Eukaryota; Viridiplantae; Streptophyta; Magnoliopsida; Apiales; Apiaceae. The record is from RefSeq and is a predicted model, not a curated record. Bases 1391 to 2353 code for a protein of 320 amino acids. The transcript has 2 exons.